Molecule: messenger RNA, 1239 nt
Organism: Megalops cyprinoides (Indo-Pacific tarpon)
Lineage: Eukaryota; Metazoa; Chordata; Actinopteri; Elopiformes; Megalopidae
Gene: pomk
Product: protein O-mannose kinase
Exons: 3
Coding region: 162-1202 (346 amino acids)
Biological process (GO): carbohydrate phosphorylation; protein phosphorylation; protein O-linked glycosylation
Cellular component (GO): endoplasmic reticulum membrane
Molecular function (GO): ATP binding; protein kinase activity; carbohydrate kinase activity
Source: RefSeq, a predicted model, not a curated record
UAUUACAGUCAGGCUGCUUGUAACGGGGUAGCAAAGUAAACUUAACGUCAACUCCAGAACUUUGCAGAAGUCGAGCAGCGGGCUAGCAGCUAGUUUUAUUUGUUCGGAAAAGAUGAGCAUGAUUCUGCACGCACUGGGGAUGUGAAAGUUAAAAUGCCACCAUGGCGAAGGGUGUCAGCAGUGCCAGUCGGAGUGUGCCAGUGGUGCUGGUGUGCCUGGGCGCGCUGCUGUUCGCCAACGUCCUCAUCUACUUCUACAUAGAGUCCUUGUACCAGAGCAGUGAGACCCACGUCUCUCUCCAUGGCAACUGCCCACCUGGGCACUUCAAAAUGGGUGUCAUGAAGAACUGCUCUCCCUGGCUGCAGUGCCCAGCUGUUCGCAAGGAGGUGCGCAAGCUGAAGAUGAUCGGCCAGGGUGCUGUGAAGCAGGUAUUCCUCUCUGAAUGGAAGGGCCACAAGGUGGCAAUGUCUAAGCUGUCAACGCCCAAGUACGAAGAUGACUUUCUGCAUGGACUGGCCAUGCUUCAGGCCCUCCAGGGUCCCCACGUGGUGCUGCUAGUGGGGCUCUGUCCAGAGGACCACACCUUCAUCACCGAGUACCAUCCCCUGGGCUCGCUGCUCAACCUGGACUCUGUGCUGGCACAGGAGAGGUACCGCAGGCUGGACACCUGGCAGACGCGGCUCCGACUGGCCCUGGAGUACGUCUCCGCGGUGCAUUACCUGCACAACAGCCCUGUCGGCACCCGCGUCAUGUGCGACUCCAACGACCUGGAGAAGACCCUCUCACAGUUCUUGCUGACCAGCGACUUCCACCUGGUGGCCAACGACCUGGACGCGCUGCCCGCCGUGGACCAGGCCAAGGGCAGGCUGGUGAAAUGCGGCGGCCGGGAGCUCCACGGCGACUUCGUGGCCCCCGAGCAGCUGUGGCCGCAUGGCGACAGCGCACCGUUCUCCGACGAGCUCAUGCCCGGGUACGACGAGAAGACGGACGUGUGGAAGAUCCCGGACGUGGCGCGCUUCCUGCUGGGGAGGGUGCCGGGGGGCGACCUGGCACACUUCCACCUCUUUCAGAUCCACGGGGAGUGCAAGAGGAGGGACCCCACCCUGAGGCCCACUGCACGGGCUGUCCUGGGCAUAUACAGAACAGUCUAUGCCAACAUGAUGAAGGACAAUCCCAGCCCCAGUUCCAGGGACAUGCUGUGACUCCCCCUGAACUGUGAUUUGUGACUCUACUGUAACA